AUGAGCGACGCGAAUAAUCCGCACGUCAAAGAACGGACCACGCCGCAAUGGGCGCUAUAUCAGCGCGAGAACUUCUGGAAGCCAAAUGAGGGUCAGGCACCGCUCUUCAACACCGAUCCUCACAAACUAGAAGCAAGAGCCAAAGAGAAACUCAACGAAGCGGGAUGGUACUACGCCUCCUCCAACGCAGGCCUCUCAACCACGCACCUCGCAAAUCGCCAAUCUUUCUUCCGCCACCGAAUCAUUCCCAACGCACUAGUCGAUACUAACAGGCGCGACACAACAACCACAAUCUUCGGCCACAAAGUCUCGGCACCGAUAGGCUUCGCCCCAAUCGGAAUCAACAAGAUCUACCACCCAUCCGGUGAAGCAGCCGUCGCCAGCAUAGCACAAGAACUAAACCUACCCUACUGCCUCUCCACAGCAGGAAGCACAGCCAUCGAGCGCGUGGCCGAAGCAAACGGGUCUGGGCCCCGAUUCUUCCAGCUAUACAUGCCGCACGACGACGAGCUGACGCUCUCCCUGCUCACGCGGGCCUGGAACGCUGGCUUCGAUGCCUUGAUCCUCACGACGGAUACAUGGCAGCUCGGCUGGCGGCAUGACGACGUUGCGCACGCUAACUACGCCUUCUACCGCGGCUUUGGCGCGGACUUGGGUCUUUCAGAUCCGGUGUUUAGGGCCCGGUGUGUGGAGGACGGCAUCGACCCGGACAGGGACCUCGUUGCUGCGUCGAGCAAAUGGAUUGAUUCUAUCUGGCACGGGCGCGCCUGGUCCUGGGACAAAAUACCCUGGCUGAUAGCGCAGUGGAAGCGUAUCUCCGGCGGGCGGCCGUUCGCAAUCAAAGGGAUCCAAUCUGUGUCCGACGCGCGGAAAUGCGUGCAGUAUGGUGUCGACGGAAUUGUCGUGAGUAACCAUGCCGGGCGGCAGGUUGACGGGGCAAUUGCUAGCCUGGAUGCGCUGGAGAAGAUUGCCGAGGCGGUCGGGGAAGAGAUCUAUGUCAUGUUUGAUUCUGGGGUGCGCGGGGCGAGCGAUGUUGUGAAGGCUGUGGCGCUGGGUGCGAGGUUCGUGUUUGUUGGGAGACUGUGGGUUUGGGGGUUGGCUGUUGGGGGGGGAGGAUGGGGUGCGGCAUGUUAUGAAGGGUUUGUUGGCGGAUUUGGAUAUUUUAAUGGGGGUUGCUGGGUUCAAUUCGGUGGGCGAGUUUGA
Molecule: messenger RNA, 1203 nt
Organism: Penicillium canariense
Lineage: Eukaryota; Fungi; Ascomycota; Eurotiomycetes; Eurotiales; Aspergillaceae
Exons: 3
Coding region: 1-1203 (400 amino acids)
Molecular function (GO): oxidoreductase activity; FMN binding
Source: RefSeq, a predicted model, not a curated record